This is a messenger RNA of Durusdinium trenchii, 1621 nucleotides long. Lineage: Eukaryota; Dinophyceae; Suessiales; Symbiodiniaceae. The record is from the annotation of a GenBank genome assembly.
AGAUGUGAUAGCUCCAAACCUUGGCGCUUCUGUGUGGAAGGCUGCUUUGCCACCACCGAGCGCAGGGCCAUGAACACCUCGAGCAUGUUCAUUGCCACGGAGCCUGUGCCAAUGUGGCCAGGAUUUCCUGCCAAAGAUGAGACCCACCCAAAUUCCGAUGCCUGGCACUGGUGGAGCCCGCCACCCAAUGUGUGGAUCCCUUCCUACAUCGCCUACGGCUUGGUGGACACCAUCACGCCACUCUACGGAGCCAUGGGCGCCAUGACCGGCUCGCCCGGACUUGCGCCGGAGAAGCAGGGCGACAUCCAGAAGGGUCACGACACCGGUCCCAGCACCAAGAGAAGCUCCCUCGGUCCUGAGGAGCAGGGCUUUCACCAGGAGAUGCUCCGCAAGCUGGCGCUGCACUUGGCCGCACAGCCGGAGGAAGUGCCCGACACGGUGGCCACCGCCCCAUCGCCGGAGACGAUGGUGAAGGAGUGUCCCAGCGAACCGGUGCACUUCUGCGAGUCGAACUUCUUCAUGCCUGUGGACAAGGAGGAGGGUUCAGACACCCCUCGCAGCUUUUGCGCUACUCCAGAGGAGCAUGGCAUGCCUGUGUGGAAAGACAGGAAUGCAGAUGCCUCGGGUUAUGAAGAGAAUGAGCCGAGCCACUGUGUAUGUGUUCCUAGCUACAUCGUCCAUGGCUUGCUGGAGGCUUGGGAAGGCAAAAGCAAGAAGGACAGGCGCUUUGGGCCCUCCGAACAGAGCUUCCAUCAUGAGAUGCUCCGCAAGCUGGCGCUGCAUUUGGCCGCCCAACCAGGAGAGCCAUCUGCCCAGGUGCCUCAGGCGCCGGCGCCAGCCCCACAGCCCAAACGACGCAUCCUUUGCAUCCAGAGACCGACGGAAGUACCGACGGGCCUGGUUGGGUGGUCCAGGUCGAGGGAGUCAUUGAAGUCAUACCGACUAGGGACCAUUUGACAUGGCAUUCCAGUCGUCCACCAAGAAUUUGCCAGUUGGUUUAACAUCCAGAGAGUGUUCAGCCGCUGAUCGCAUACAGGAAGUGAGAGCGAGGGAGAAGAGAGACCACAAGCGCACAACGUCAGUGUCCUGACUCGGGCCCAUUGCGUUCCGCGGGGGGGUCCGGCAAAUGAGAUGCAUCGUGCGUGACUUCACCAUCAGUUCGAUGAAUGAAGAUUUCAUGACAGCACCACACAGAGUUUGAUCAACACCGGACGAGGCGAUCAAACCAUCUACCUAGUAGCUCCCAGUAGUAAGGCCAGGAGCCCCUAGUAGCUUCUUGCUCCUAUGGCGCUAAAACCUGUGGGAGGAGAUCCUAAGUUUGAGCUCCCAGCUCCCCGUGUCGAGCCCCAACGGGUCUUGCGACCGCACAACCCUGCUGCGAGCCCUGAUUUGCCGGAGGAAAACCGGUGUCUGCUCCUGGCUACGCCGGGCUGUUCCACAACAACAGGCCACAAGAGGAGUUCCACCGGCAGAUGUUGCAGAAGCUGGCCUUGCACUUGGCGGCCCAGCCUGAUUCUCCUAGCCACUCCCACCCGAGCCAAGCUCCAAAGGUGGACCGAAGCCCAGCACCACAGCCGGGACUGGCGCCACAAAGCCAUGCUCACUCGGAAGAUCACCAGGA